AUGAUACAAAAUACAGGGCAUAGAGAAAAUAAGGACUUGCUCAUCAGCCAAUGUAUUGAAUUUAUAGUAAAUGUAGGAGUAUUACUUAUUGAUUGUGAUCGGAAUCAAUUGAAAACACAAUUCCGAAGCUUGGAAAAGCGAGAGAUCAUUUCCUUGUUUCUCUUUGAGAAUGCUUAUCCUGCUCUCUAUCUUCAAAAGAGCCUUAGAGUCGAACAUCAAAGACUAGAAGACUCUGAACAUCAACUUGGAGAAGAGGAAUUGCUAUACGACUACAAUAUUAGCAGUGAACUUGAAUUUAAGGAAAAUUCUUGGCUAGUUUGUUUCAUAAAAACAGAUGAAAAGAACUUUACAGACCAACUCUUGGAAGGGAAAAAAUUGACCACUCUACUCCAAGUGGUCGAAUUGAACAGCCAGCGAAAUCCUUUUCAAAAUCUCAACUCUUAUUUAUCUUUUGGAUUUGAACCUUAUUUAUCAGCACUAGAAAAAAGAAAUGAAAAAAGAAUAUCAGGAUCAGUGCUGGAAACAAUCAAGUCUCUGAGGCUUGAGAUUAGUCAUCAAUGUCAAUCGUUUUCAAUACCUGAGCUCAACGUGUUUGAUUUUGUUCAUUCUGAUAUAAAAGACUUGAUUAAAAAAGGUGCCACUUUGGACUCACUAAGCGAUAAAAUCACCAAGCUGAAAAACGAAACCAAGGUGGUAGAAGAAAUCAGCAAAAUGUCUCUUCAACUAGCUCAGGAAAUUAGAGUUUUAAUACAACGUGCAGAUGUGUCUCAUGAAAUUAAAUUUUGGAGUGACUUUGAAAAAGUUCUUUCCAAAGUUGAUCAAGGCAUGAAAAGCCAAGAGAUAAUCUACACACUUCAUAUUUUGAAAAAUACGAGAAGAAUGCAGGCUUUCACGGCUUUGAACACCACAGGUAUAGAGGAGAUGUUGAUGAGAGCAAAAGAAUGCAGUUCAUUAAUGCAAGAUUUACCUAUUUCCGAGUUUUUGUCAGCUAAAGAUAUCGACAAAAUAACGGCUACCAUAGCACAAAUGUUUACAUUGCUAAACAAAUCAAAAAUUUAUCAAAACAAGGAGUCUUAUCCAAUGAUGAGAGCUAUCAAAUUGGUUGAAGCGUUUUCCAGAGAUGUAAACGAGAAACUCUUAGAAAUUUUGAGGUCUAUGCAGCUAUUAUUUAUGCAGUUUGAUGAUUUCGACCAUAUUUCAAAAAACUGUAUUGAAUUGUUUACAACGUUGGAUUCUGACAUCAAAACGUUUUGUAAGAUUGUCACAGACGUAACCAGAAAAAAACAGAAAAUGGAGAUAAGCAAGCUUGAACAUGUAGGACUUCAAAAACGAAUAGAAGAAAUUAGAAAUUUUAGGGUUCAACAUGAAGAAUUAAGAGCAGUCAUUGAGAAAGUAUUUCUAAACACAAUGUCAGAUCAACGUGAAACUAGCGUUUUGGAACAAGUAAACAAGGCCUUCGAAGAGUUGAAAGCAUUGGAAGACAAAAUCUUUGACACGUCCUCAGAGGGACAAGCCACUUGGAAAAAUGCCCUGAAAUCCUAUCAUGAAAAGAUUGACAAAGCUGAAAAUGUGAUCGCACGAAAGCUUUCUGACCAUCUCGGAGUUGCCAAGACUGCCAGUGAGAUGUUUAGAAUUUUCUCUAAAUUCAAUCCCUUGUUUUACAAGCCUCGCAUUCGAAGCGCAAUUCAACAAUAUCAAGAACAAUUAGUACAAAGAGUGAAAGAGGAUAUUUCGAAACUCGAAGACAAAUUUAAACAACACUAUUCAUUCUCCGAAACCGAGAAAAUGAGCAAAUUACGUGAUUUACCCUCGAUAUCUGGAUUUGUAAUUUGGGCUAGACAAAUUGAAAAUCAAUUAAUAACUUAUAUGAAAAGAGUGGAUGAUGUUUUCGGUAACGGUUGGGAAAGGCUAAAAAUUUUACGGAAAAAGGAUUGCUUGUGGGGCUUCAACGAAUCUUUGGCGGAGUUUAUGGGUGUAUCUUUCUCAUUGAUGCAAUCUAAAAUUUCAAAUCAUCCAAUCUUAGGUCAAAUUUCCAAACAAGAAAUCAUUGGAACAGCAUUAUCUCUUGCAUUUCUUGAGCUUGUUUAUCCUGACUCUGAGUCACAGUGGAGAUAUAUAGCUAUUGAGAGCAAGGAAAUUUUGAAAAGAGAGCUUGAAAAAACUAAGAGCCCCUAUGGUGAUAUUGUUCCAAUUGCAUUUGAGCUUCUCCAAGAAGAAAAAGUCGGAACUCGCCACAUUGAAGAGAACAACUUAAGAAAAGAAGGAGAACGAUUCAAAAAUAAGCUCAAUGGAAAUAUCUAUACAGUUAUUGAAAGAUGGAACAAUGAAAUAAUCGAAAAGCUCUUUAAGUGGAAGAUAUUUCAUCUAAGUGAUAGCACUGUUUCUGUUAAGGGAUUUAUUUUUGAAAUAAUGAAAAACAAAGGCGAAAAGAUGGACAUACGAGUUAAUUUUGACAAGGAUAUUGGAAUACUGAUUAAGGAGGUUCGAAAUAUGUCUUCUCUUGAAAUCGAUAUUAGAGUUAAACCGGAGAUAAAGAAUGUUGCUUCAGAAGCGGCCAUUAUUCAUCCAAUAGCAAUGUCAUUGAUGGAAAGCCUUAAAACCUUCAAGAAGACAAUGAAAAAGAUUGAUGAUCGAAGCGAUAUAGUACCACUUACAUCCAAAUAUUUGAAAAAUGUUUACCAAAAGCUUUCAGAGGGGUUUGAGUUAACUUGGAGAAGUACCAAGUUAGAAAAGUAUUCAAAGGAGCUGUAUGAAGAGCUAAACAAGUUUUCAUCAAAUAUUCACGAGUUGGUUCUUAAAGUGGGCAACAUUUAUGAACAUUUAGAAACGUUACGGUCAUGCAAAAUUACAUACAACAAGCUAGAAUCAAUACUUUCUGAUAUUCAAAAGAUUGUUGAUUCUCUUGCAUUGGGAGGGGAAGUUGGGAAUUUGUCAAAUUGGGUGAAGAUUCUCAACGACAAUAUUGAAACUAUUUUGCUGGCUCGAUUGAAUGAAUUAAUGGAUAUGUGGCUCUCAGAAUUCCAAAGCAUGUACAGUCCAACCCUCGACGAACCUAACAAACUAGACGAAGACUUUGAAGCCAAAGAGCAAAAUUAUCACGAAAAUGUUGAAGAUUGUUCCAUUUUCUCUCAGCUUAAUAUUUCAAAAUUUGAAAUUGAAAUUAAGAUUGUUAAUAGAUCAAUGAAGGUAAUUCCUUCAGUGCAUAGGGCACAAGCGUACUGGACAUCAAAAUUGAGUACAUGUCUAUCUUGGAUUUGCGAUUUAUGCGUUAUUCAGAGUGAUCGCUAUGACAAGGCAUUCACAUCUGAAAAGAGAAAAACGUUUAAAUACUUAUUGGAAAGAGUUUCUGAAGAAAAGUUACACUCAAUUUUUGUUUUGGUCCAAAAGUCUUCACGAAAGACAGAUAAAUAUGUCCAACAAUGGCUGCAAUAUCAAUCCAUGUGGGACAUGGACAUUGGGCAAGUAAUGUCAGAGUUCAAUGAACUUGAAUCCUGGAUUCAACUCUUGCAAGAUUUUUCCAAAGCAAAACUCGUAUCAGAGAAUGGACUUUAUUCAAAAGAUUUUGGGCCAAUAGUGGUAAACUACAGGGACGUAUACGAAAAGCUUAAUGUUAAGUUUGAUGAUACUUUGCGACAAAUACUUUUAAGAGUCUCUACGGAAAUGAAAGAAUCCAUGAAAAAUGUUUUUAACAGCAUUUCCAAGCAGAGAGACGAAAUAGAGAGCGCAAGAGUGGAGAGAAGCACACAAGAUGCCAUCAAAUUUUUGGGUCAAAUCAAAAAUAUUAAGAAACAGUUCAGUACUUGGGAAUUUAAUAUUAAAUUAUUCAAAGAAGGAGAAAAGCUCAUCAUUGAUUACAAUUGUAAACUCCCAGAAGGAUGGAUUUUUUCUGAUAAUGUUGAAAGCGAGUGGAAAGCACUUAAGCAGAUUGCAGAUUUGAAGAAUGAAUCAGUAAGGUCAAUGAAAGAUCAGAUAACAAAGAAUCUUCUAAGCGAAGAAAAGAAACUCUUUAUUAUGAUGGAUCAAUUUUCAAAUGAAUGGAAAUUAAAACGACCUCUUGAAGGAAAUGUGGAACCACAAGAAGCUCUCAAGCAAUUAGAUUAUCUUGAGAGCAAACUUUCUCAACUGAAGAGAGAACACAUGAACAUUUGUACAAGUAGAGAAGCCUUAGAUAUGGAUAUAUUGAAAGUGGAUAAACUUGAUGCUUAUUCUGAAGAAUUACAAAACUUGAAAGAUGUUUGGACUUCAGUGCACUCCAUAUGGACUGAGCUAAACAUUCUAAGGGAUCAAGCUUUCAACAGUAUAAUUUGUAAGACUGUUCAUAACAAACUUACAGAGCUAAUUGAAAGAGUGAAAAAGUUGAAUCCAUGGAUGUUAACCUAUUCUUCAGUUGAAAAUCUUAUUACAAUAAUAGAACAACACUUAAAGGAAAUGGCCAUUUUACGUUCUCUAAAAGAAGAGUGUAUGAAAGAACGUCAUUGGAUAGAGUUAAGAAAAUUGAUUGGAGCAAAUUGGGUCUUGACUCAACUGACACUUGGAGACAUUUGGGAUUGCAAAAUUCUAAGCUAUGAGAAAAUAGUUCGUGCUAUCCUUGAAAAAGCUCGUGGAGAAUUCGGACUUGAGAUUUACCUUUCUCAAUCUCGAGAUUUAUGGAACACUAUGAAAUUUGAUCUCACAAAUUACAGCAACAAGUGUUAUCUUGUAAAAUCUUGGGACGAAGUUUCAACACAAAUAAUGGACAAUUUAAAGACGUUUUCAUCCAUGAGAAACUCGCCUUUCUUCAAAGCUUUCGAAGAUGAAUGCUCAUCUUUGGAAACCAAAGUUAACAGAAUGAGAGUAUUGUGUGAUGUACUAAGUGAUGUUCAAAGAGUAUGGGUUUAUUUAGAAGGCGUUUUUUCAGGUAAUGUUGAUAUUCAAUAUCAACUCCCAAAAGAAGCCCAAAGAUUUCAAUCUAUUGAACAUGAAUUCGUGUCUUUGAUGAGAAAAAUUCAUGCGAAUCCUCUUUGUUCUCAGGUUAUUAACAUUCCAAAUGUUGUACCUUCAUUAGAAAAGCUUUCAGAACAGUUAAAUAAGCUUCAAAAAUCUUUAGGAGAAUAUUUAGAAAAACAAAGGGCUGCAUUCCCGAGAUUUUACUUUGUUGGAGACGAAGAUUUACUUGAAAUUAUUGGAAACUCUAAUGAUCCGCAAAAAUUGCAAAAACAUCUUAAGAAAAUGUUCUCUGGAAUUUCAUCUCUUGAAUUUAGAGACCAUAAGGCAAUUUCAAUGUGUUCAAGAGAGUCUGAGAUUGUUAAAUUAGAGAACGAAAUUCCUUUCAAUUCCAAUGAUUCUGUUCACGUAUUUUUGGCCAAUUUAGAGGAAGAAAUGCGACAUACUCUUGGCCUACUCAUGGAUCGGUCAAUUAGAAUGUUGCAAGAAUUGUUGGCACAUGAUAGAAUAAGCGCUAAAGAGUUGGCUAAUUGGAUGUCAAGUUUUCCAACUCAAGUAAUUGUUACUUCUGCUCAAGUGUGUUGGACUUUUCUUAUGGAAAGACAGCUUCAAUCUGCUUCUUGCAAUCUAUUUCUUGUAUAUCAAAAAGUAGUUGAGCUACUUGAAAAUUUAACUGACAUGUCUUUAUCAUGUUUUGGUCCUGAAAAUACUUUGCGAAGAAAAAAGUGUGAACAAUUAAUUAAUGAAUUGGUCCAUCAAAAAACAGUGACAAAGCAAUUAAUCACAUCCAAUCUCAAGAGUAAUAAGAAUUUUGAUUGGCUCUAUCAUAUGAGAUUUUAUUGGAAUGAGCAUGGCCAAAAUGUGAAGGAGAAACUUGUUGUUAAAAUUGCUAACGCAGAAUUUUAUUAUGGAUUUGAAUAUCUCGGUGUACUUGAAAAACUAGUACAAACUCCACUUACUGAUAAGUGCUAUUUAGCUCUUACUCAAGCACUCCAUUCAAGACUAGGAGGAUCACCAUUUGGACCUGCAGGUACAGGAAAAACAGAAACAGUCAAAUCUCUUGGAGCUCAACUAGCAAGAUUUGUUCUAGUGUUUAAUUGUGAUGACACGUUUGACAGUAAGGCAAUGGGCAGAAUUUUCCUUGGUCUUUGUCAAUGUGGAGCGUGGGGAUGUUUUGACGAGUUCAACAGACUUAACGAAAAAAUCAUGUCGGCUGUAUCACAACAAAUCCAGACCAUUCAAACUGCUCUUAGAGAUCGAAAAACUGAGAUUGAGUUAAUAGGAAAAAGAUGUUCGAUACAUGAAGCUACUGGUAUAUUUAUAACAAUGAACCCUGGAUAUGCAGGCAGAUCAAAUUUACCUGAUAACCUCAAACAGCUAUUUAGAAGUGUUGCUAUGGUAAAACCUGAUAAGGAACUAAUUGCUCAAGUAAUUUUAUAUUCACAAGGAUUUAAGGAUGCAGAAUCUCUCGCCAGAAAAACUGUUCUAUUUUUUGAUUUGUGUAGAGAUGAACUCUCCCAGCAAUCUCAUUAUGAUUUUGGACUACGGGCUUUAAAAAGCGUCUUGAUCAAUGCAGGAUAUUUAAAACGAAAUGAUCUUUCAAACCAUUCAUCCGAAUCUAAAAUUUUGAUACAAAGCAUCCAAAAUACCAUCAUUCCCAAACUAGUUGGACGUGAUGUUCUCCAACUUGCAUCACUGGUGUCAAAUAUUUUUCCAGGAGUUGACACGGAAGAGAGCUCUUUGCAAGACCUUAAAAGAUGUAUCAUUGAAACAUGCAACAAGGAGCAUUUGCUACCAGAUGAAAAAUGGAUGAGUAAGCUUAUUCAACUUUAUAACAUUCAAACACUCCAUCAUGGAUUUAUUUUAGUUGGACCAAGUGCCAGUGCCAAAUCUACUACAUGGAAAGUAUUGCUGAAAGCAUUAGAGAAUUAUGAAGGAAUUUCUGGCAAAUAUCAUGUCAUUGAUCCAAAGGCUCUCACUAAAGAUGAACUCUAUGGAAGACUUGAUCCUGUCACUAGAGAAUGGACUGAUGGUGUAUUUACGAAUAUUUUGAGAAAAAUUAUUAACUCACAGGAACGUUCAACUAGACAUUGGAUUAUAUUUGAUGGCGAUGUUGAUCCAGAUUGGGUGGAAAACCUGAAUAGUGUACUUGAUGAUAACAAAUUAUUUACUCUACCCAACGGAGAACGAUUAGCUCUCACAGAAAAUGUGAGAAUCGUUUUCGAAACGCAUGAUUUGAAGUAUGCAACAAUGGCGACUGUCAGUCGUUGUGGAAUGAUUUUCUUUAAUGAUGAUAUUUUAACUGAACAAAUGAUUGUUUACAACUACCUACAAACUCUUUCUUCGGACAACUCUACAUCCGAGCCAUCACAAUUACGUUUCAUUCAACAGAAAGUGGCAAAUAUUAUUUCACCAUUUUUCCACAAUUUCAUUACGAAAUGCAUUUCCUUUUCGAAACAACUUGAACAUGUCAUGGAAUAUUCUGCUAUUCGAUCUCUUACUUCCUUAUUCUCUUUUAUCAAUGAGAGUAUUAAGGCUGUACAAGAUUACAAUUUCACACAUUUAGAUUUCCCAAUGAGUGAUGAAGUCUUUCGAAAGUACAUAUCCAAUAGAUUUCUAUUUGCGACUUUAUGGGCCUUUUCUAGUUCUUGCAACACCAAUAUGAGAAAGAAAUUUGCAGAUUUUCUAAUUUCCAAUAUUGAAGGUCGAAUUGAUCUUCCUUCCACAAUAGCUGCUGGAAAGGAUCUCACAGACUUUGAAGUGAAUAUCAACGAUGGAGAAUGGAUACCUUUUUCACGAAGAGUUCCAAAGGAGGUGUUUGUAGACGAUAACAAGAUACUUGGUAAUUCCAUGAUUCCUACUCUCGAUACGGUACGAAAUGACCAUCUCGUUGAAACAUGGAUUCAUGACCGAAAACCAAUCAUUUUGUGUGGUCCUCCAGGAAGCGGUAAAACUUUCUUGUUGACCUCUGUGUUGAAAUCUCUUUCCAAUGUGGAGAGUUGCUUCUUGAACUUUUCAAGUGCUACAACAUCUUCCCUGAUUUUGAAGUCAUUAGAGUUGUAUUGCAAAGUAACGAACACACCAAAUGGAUUAAUCAUGCAUCCAAAUCAAAAUGGAAAGUGGUUAAUCGUGUUUUGUGAUGAAAUUAACUUGCCAACAAAUGAUAAUUAUGGAACUCAAAGAGUCAUAACAUUCAUGCGCCAAUUAAUUGAGCAUGGUGGAUUUUGGAGAUAUUCUGAUCUUUCAUGGAUCAAAUUGGAAAGGAUCAUGUUUGUAGGGUCAUGCAAUCCUCCAACAGAUUCCGGAAGAACCUCUUUAAGCUUGAGAUUUAUGAGACAUUGUCCUCUACUGUUUGUAGAUUUCCCUGAAGAAGAGUCUCUCAAACAAAUUUAUAGAACCUUUUUGAAGGCCAUCCUCCACAAACUUCCAAACUUGUCUCAACACGUAGAGCCAUCAACAAAAGCCAUGGUCGAAUUUUAUUUAAGCUCGCGGAACCAAUUCACCACCGAGCAACAACUUCACUACAUUUACAGCCCAAGAGAACUCAGUCGAUGGAUUCGAGCUCUUCAAGAAGGUCUGAAGAAUAUCAAUUUUGUAUCCUUGGAUGAUUAUGUACGAUUGUUGGCGCAUGAGGGAUUACGAAUUUUCAGUGAUCGAUUGGUCUCAGACGAAGAACGACAAUGGACCGACAGAACAUUGGACUCGAUCCUUUUGAAACAUUUUCCAAUGAUUACUGAGAGUGCUCUCCAAAGACCAAUCAUGUUUUGCAAGUGGCUCUCUAAUAGUUACAAUUCUGUUGAAAAACAAGAGUUGAAGUUAUUCCUAGAGCAGAAAUUGAAAUUAUUCUCUGAAGAAGAAUAUGAUGUGCAUUUGGUUCUCUUUGAUUCCGUUAUGGAACACAUGUUGAGAAUUGACCGUGUGUUGAAACAACCACUUGGUCAUCUCCUACUGUGUGGACAUAGUGGAACUGGAAGAGCGUUGCUUGCAAGAUUUUGUGCUUGGAUGAACGAUUUUAGUGUCUUUCAAAUCAAAGCACAUAAAAAUUAUGGAAUUAAGGACUUUGAAGAAGAUUUACGUAAAGUACUCAGACGUUCUGGAUGCAAAGAUGAAAAGAUUUGCUUCAUUUUUGAUGAAUCAAAUAUUCUAAAACCAAGCUUCCUCGAAUAUAUGAACUCACUAUUAGCAAGUGGUGAAGUCCCUGGUCUUUUUGAAGCUGAUGAAUAUACCAAUCUUAUCAACAUGUGCAAGGAUGCUGCAACUAUGAGCAACGUUUUGAACCUUGAUACUCCUGAGGAGAUCUAUCAGUGGUUUGUUACACAAGUUCAAAAGAAUCUUCAUAUUGUGUUCACUAUUAAUCCAGCAAAUGCAGAUUUCAAGUCAAGAGCUGCAACUUCUCCAGCUUUGUUCAACCGAUGUGUAAUUGAUUGGUUUGGAUCAUGGCCCUAUCAAGGUCUUCAAGAAAUUGCUUCCUCAUUUACAAGUAAGAUUACAAAAGACUUCUUUUCAAAAGAUACUACCAAUAUUACAACAAUUUCGGAUGCCUUAGUUCAAAUGAAUUAUUGUGUAGAAAAGGUUGGAAUGGAUUGGGAACGCAAAUCAGGAAAGAAAUUAUUUUUAUCACCAAGACAUUUCCUCGAUUUCAUCAAACAGUUGGAUCAAAUAUAUUGGGAAAAACGAAAAGAGAUCCAGGAACAACAAACUCACACUGAAAGAGGAUUAAAACGCCUAAAGGAUACAGAAGAUUAUGUCAUUUCUCUUCAAAAUCAGUUGAAAGAACAGGAGGUCAAACUACAUAUCAAGAAUGCUCAAGCAAAAGAAAAACUUGAUCAAAUUGUUGAAAAUCAAAAAGAUGCUGAAAACAAGAAGCAACAAUCGAUACUUUUAUCUCAACAAUUAGAAGAAAAAAGUGUCGGAAUUAAUAAGAGAAAGACUCAAAGUCAAAAAGAGCUCGACGAAGUGCAACCUUUACUGUUGAAAUCGAGAGAAGAAGUGAAAAAAAUUGAAGCCAAACAUAUCCAGGAACUUAGAGCGUUCAACAAUCCUCCUCCUAUAGUCAAAAAGGCCUUAGAAGCGGUUAUCAUUCUAUUAAGCCCAAAUGAUUGGGAGAAGAGUGUACCUGCAUGGCAAGACAUCAAAAAAGUUGUCAGUUCAUUGGAUUUUAUUACAAAUAUUCGAACGUUUGAGCCUGAUGCAAACAACAUACCUCGAAAGUUAAGGGUCCGACUACAACAACAAUACUUGGAUGACCCAAAUUUGGAGGAAUCAAAAGUAUUCAAUGCUAGCAAGGCAUGUGGCCCUCUUAUUUUAUGGCUCUCUUCAUGUGUUAAAUACUCUGACAUUGUAGAAAAGAUUGCUCCACUUAAGGCUGAGGUACUCGCAUUAGAAAAAGAAAGCGAAAUUCUUCAAGAAAAAGAGCAUCAAAUUCAACAAGUCAUUAGAGAGCUAAAAACCAAAAUCAAUGAGUUCACAAAUGAGUACACUAUGUUGGUUCAAGAAACCAAAUCUAUUGAAAUGGAAAUUAAUAUUGUCAAGUCAAAAGUAAUAAGAUCAAAAUCACUCAUUGAAAGUCUUUCACAAGAGGCCACAAGAUGGUCAGAACAAAUUGGACAGUACCACAAACAACAGCUCACUCUACUAGGAGAUUCAAUACUUUCAGCAGCAUUUUUAGCCUAUUCUGGAUUCUUUGAUGAACAAAAUAGAAAGAAUCUAAUGUAUAUAUGGGUAUCUAUUUUAACCAAAUUCAACAUUGAGUACAAGGAAAAUAUUAACUUGGUUGAUUAUCUCUCAACCCCUCAGCAGAGACUCAAUUGGGAAUCAAACAAACUUUCAGUCAAUGAUGAAAUUUCCUUACAAAAUGCUGUAAUUUUGGAAAGAUUUAAUAAGUUCCCGUUAAUAAUUGACCCAACAGGCCAAGCGACAGAGUUUAUUUAUAAUUACUACAGACCAAGAAAUAUUAUCAAAACAAGUUUUACAGAUGACUCCUUCAUGAAAAGUUUAGAAAAUGCUAUGAGGUUUGGAACUCCUCUAUUGGUGACUGAUGCUGAACAUGUAGAUCCAAUUUUGAAUCCUGUACUCAAUAGGCAUGUGAAAAAAGUAGGAGGUAGAAACAUUGUAAAUCUUGGAAAUCAGGAUAUUGAUUUAUCUCCAACUUUUGUCUUAAUCCUCACUACUAGAGAUCCCUCACAUCAAUAUGAACCAGACUUGUCAAGCAGAGUGACCUUUGUUAAUUUUUCAGUGACACCAUCAAGUUUAAGAAAUCAAUGCCUUUCUGCCAUUCUGCAAAAGGAGAACCCUGAAAUUGAUAUACGGAGAUCUGAGCAGUUAAAGCUCCAAGGUGAAUAUAAGGCCAAACUAAGAGAACUCGAAAAUACUCUACUGUCGUUAUUGAGUUCAUCAAAAGGAUCAAUUUUGGAGAAUGAAACACUUGUUGGUACACUAGAAAAACUUAAAGAUAAUUCAAAAGAAAUUGAAAAUAAGAAACGAGAAUCUGAAAGAGUAAUUGAUACUUUGAGUAUCAUGAGCGAGGUUUUCUGUCCGCUAGCAGCUUAUUGCAGUACCAUCUACUUUACGUUAACUCAACUUUCAGAAAUCAAUGCUCUCUAUUAUUUUUCUCUUGCUAUAUUAAUCAAAACUUUGAAUGAGAUUUUAGCACUUUCCCAAGACAGCGUUAAAAAUAGAGUAGAAUUCUUAUCAGAAAAACUGUUUUUUGAAAUUUAUAGAAAAGUUUCAAGAAGUCUCCUGCAUAAUGAUCGAUUGACUUUAGCUAUGAAGUUAGCUCAGAUCAAAAUUGGAAAUAUAAUAUCACAUGAAGAAAAAGCGUAUCUACUAGAAGAUCUGGUUGGUACAUCGAACAUUGCAUUCAAUGAAAAUGGUGUCAUUGUGCUUGGCCAGUUUCAACGCCACAUGAUGGAAAAGUUACAAAAAAUUUCACCAUUCCGUAAUAUUGUUAAACACCUUGAGGAACACAAAGUCCAUUGGAAACAGUUCAUUUUGGAAGAAACAACUCUAUUGCCUGAUUGUUUUGAACCUUCUCAUAACCCUAUUAUAGACGCAUAUAGACGAAUGAUGGUUGUUAAAACAUUGAAGCCUGAACUCUUGGUUCAAUAUAUGAAAGAAUUUAUUGGAACUGUAUUCGGAAGAAACUUUUUAGAACUCGAUUGGAAUAUUAGCUCAAUUGUGGAACAUGAGGCAGACAAAUUUACACCUCUAAUUCUUGCUUCUGUAUCAGGUUAUGAUGCUUCCAUUCACAUUGAGGAAUUAGUUCGCAAUUCUCAACACCAUUGUACCUCCAUAGCAAUGGGAUCCAUUGAGUCCAAUGAGCAAGCUGAUAGAGCCAUUAGUUAUGCUUUUAAACAUGGAAGCUGGGUAUUACUGAAGAACGUUCACUUGGAUCCUGAUUUUCUAUAUACUUUGGAAAAGAAACUUCACUCUCUUAAAUAUGAACAUUCUGUUCAUAAUUCAUUUAGACUAUUCUUGACGAGCGAAAUUCAUGCCAACAUUAAUCACAAUUUACUUCGAAUGUCAUAUACGCUUGUAUUUGAGUCUUCACAAGGAAUCAAAAACUGUCUUUCUCAAACAUUCUCGAAUCUCAAAAGAAGCGAUUUGGAAAAGCCUCCUGUUGAAAGAGCGAAAUUGUACAUGCUUGUUUCAUGGCUACAUGCUGUUCUUCAAGAGCGUUUGAGUUACCCUCCAAUAGGUUGGUCCAAAAAGUAUGAAAUCAAUUAUAGUGAUCUUAAAUGGUCGUUUGACACUGUUGAUAAAUGGGUAGAUCUCAUUUCAGAAGGUAGACAAAAUGUGAAACCUGAGACUCUUCCAUGGAAAGCAUUACACAUUUUGUUGGGAGAAUCUAUUUAUGGGGGGAAAAUAGAUAAUGAAUACGAUCAAAUCAUUCUUAAUUCAUUCAUUGCUGACAUUCUUACACCUUCAAGUUAUGAGAGCAGUUUUACUUUACCUGGUAUUGGUCAGAAUGGAAUGAAUUUCACAAAAUACGAUCAAAUCUUGAAUGCGAUCGAAACAAUUCCACAACAAGAACCAGAGUGGCUUGGACUUCCCCACAACAUUUCUCAACUCACGAAUAUUAAUGUUGCAAAUUUGACAAUCAGACAAGUCCUUAAAAUCAAAGAUAUGAUAGAAGAAGACUCUGCAGAGCUGUUAGAAUCUAUUGUGUCAGAUCGAGUAACCACCCCUAUGGUAGACUCAUCCAUUGAAUUCAUCCAAAAGACAGUUCUUGAUUGGUUAGAUCAGCUCCCCACUAGCUUUGAUGAAAAGUUAGCAACACAGCCCACCACUCUUUAUGACCAAAAACUUUACUUGUUUUUCAAGAAUGAAAUUGAGAAACUCAACGAAAUUUACAACAUUGUUAAAACUGAUUUGAUCAAUAUUACAAAGAUUAAUAAUCGAAAGAUAAAAUGCAACAAUUAUUACAGAAAGGUGAUCAAUGAUUUGAUAAAGGGAGUAACACCUUCAUUGUGGUCGUAUGGAUAUCAAUAUUUGGAAGGAAUAACAGUCAACAUGUGGUUUUUAGAUUUUACACAAAGGUUGUUGCAUUUUAAUGAAAUUAGAGAAAAUUUCGCAACCCAAGUAAGAUUUAACAAUAACAGGGGAUGUGUUUGGCUUGGAGGGUUAUUGAGUCCAGAGGCUUACCUUACAACAUUACGAGAAUAUACUGCAACUAAAUACAAUAUUCCACUGGAAAAGCUUGAGCUCAAAGUAUUUGAUUGGUCAGAAUCAAAUGAUGAUCAAAAAGAUGUUUUUAUGAUUGAAGGACUCAUUCUACAAGGUUGCACCUGGAGUGAAAACAAGCUUGCUCUUGGAAAGGAUCUGAGCUCUCAAGUAUCACUCCUUAAAAUUGGGUGGGAAGAAUGCAACAACUCAAAAUUGAAAGACAACAAUUCUCGUAUUAAGAUUCCACUUUAUCACAACUCCUCUCGAAAGAAGUUGUUAUGCUCGCUUUUCCUGAAAUAUGACGAAAGUCUUUCUGUGAAUUCAAUAUAUCAGAGAGGUACAGCUAUCAUUGCAAAAGAAUAA
This is a messenger RNA of Naegleria fowleri, 13950 nucleotides long. RefSeq lists its product as uncharacterized. Lineage: Eukaryota; Heterolobosea; Eutetramitea; Acrasida; Naegleriidae. Gene Ontology annotation, cellular component: dynein complex. The record is from RefSeq and is a predicted model, not a curated record. The transcript has 3 exons. Gene Ontology annotation, molecular function: ATP hydrolysis activity; dynein light intermediate chain binding; ATP binding. The coding region runs from base 1 to 13950 and encodes 4649 amino acids. Gene Ontology annotation, biological process: microtubule-based movement.